UUUGUUUUAGGUUAUUGUCCUGCUGAAAGGUGAAUUUAUCUCCCAGUGUCUGUUGGAAAGCAGACUGAACCAGGUUUUCCACUAGAAUUGUGCCUGUGCUUAGCCCUAUUCCAUUUAGUUUUAUCCUUAAAAAACUCCCUAGUCCUUGCCGAUGACAAGCAUACCCAUAACAUGAUGCAGUGGUAGUCAGUGAUGUUUUGUGUUGGAUUUGCCCUAAACAUAACGCUUUGUAUUCAGGACAUAAAGUUAAUUUCUAUGCCACAUUUAUUGCAGUUUAACUUUAGUGCCUUAUUGCAAACAGGAUGCAUGUUUUGGAAUAUUUUUAUUCUGUACAGGCUUCCUUUUCAUCCUGUCAUUUAGGUUAGUAUUUUGGAGUAACUAUAAUGUUGUUGAUCCAUCCUCAGUUUUCUCCUAUCACAGCCAUUAAACUCUGUAACUGUUUUAAAGUGACCACUGGCCUCAUGGUGAAAUCCCUGAGAGAUUUCCUUCCUUUCGAAAAAAAUUAUUCAACGUUGACAUUAUGGGCUGUUGUGUGUGUUGGCCAGUGACACAAUCUCAAUUUAUUCCAUUUUAAAUUCAGGCUAUAAAACAACAAAAUGUGGAAAAAGUCAAAGGGUUUGAAUACUUUCUUAAGGCAUUGCAUAUAUUUUUUGUUGACUUGUUUCAGAGUACAUAGAGCUACAGGUACUGCACGUUUCAUAAUGUGAACGUGAUUUCAUGGCCUUACUAUUGACGCUUCUUUUGAUUGUUUCCCUUCUUAUAGCAAUUUGUGUCUAAAAAUGCAUUGCCCACACAGCAUCUACUCGUGAAGGAAACGGAAAUGUCUUUCUCCACGAGCCAGUACACAUCAUCAGUGCAUCAAUCGACAACGGUCACCCACACCUCCAGUCAAAGCUGGAGCAACUGCCACAGCGAGAGUGCCUCAUCUCACAGCUGCUCUGUCUUGGUGAUGUCAUCAAUGGAGAACAGCCGGCACGCCACGCCCAUCCACCGGGGUCGUUUGGACGCCACGGGCGGCGCCAGAGACCUGAGUGUCUACCUAAAGAACACCCGAGACACGCCAGACUCCUCCAGGGACUCGCUGUUCAGAGACAGGUAUGCAUCAGCAAUGACCACCUCAACGCGCCUGUCUCCUGUGGAGUUGCUCUCUCCCGUGACCCCGGCCUCCCCUCCUUCUGAGAUCUCGGCCCCACUGUCCAGCCUGGCCACCUCAGUCCCCUCGGUGGCAGUCAGCCCCACUGGCGAAGAGGAGGACCCCCUGCUGUUCACCACCACGCUGUGGCCCCGUGACAAGCCGCCGCGCCCCGACCACCACCACAGCCAGUCCAAAAGGAACUGUGCCCACUACAACUAUGGCCAUAAGGCCCACAGCCCCCCGCCCAGCCCGCUGAGGAUGGUCGAGAACGACAACUACGAGACAACGCAGGAGUACGAGGCGGUCGCCGCCACGGUUGUGGUACCAACCGUUCCCCCGCAAAGCCUCCCUAAAAAACUCACAAACAACAACAAUGGCCGCUGUGCCAAUAGCACAAAGCCCAAUGGCCACAUGGCGGGCCACAAAACGGAGUCCAACGACCGAGUCAGCAGUACGGCGAGGAGCAGCUCGGAGAGCGACACGGAGGAGGACUGUUGCGUGGGAGAGGACACGCCCUUCCUGAGUUUACAGGAUUACAUGGCUGCAGGUGUGGAGCCACUCACAGACAGCUGCAGAACUUACCCAGCACUCCGACUCUCCCCACAGGAUGACCUGCAAGCCAGGUUAUCCAGCAUCAUCGCCAACCAAGAUCCAAUUGCUGUAUAAUGUCAAAAAUGUAAAUAUUGCUUAGAAAAAUACUUAAAAUACUUCAAAAAUAAAUAAUAGUCACUACUAAACUUUUAUUUUCUAUAAAUUAAAUAUUUGCAAAAAAAAAGAAAGAAAGACAACGUUUAUUUUAGCAAAGUAGUGAAUAAAGUAUUUUAUAAAUAAAUAGAAAUGUGUACAAACAUGCUCAUGUCAUGAAAGAAAGUGCCAUAUACACUACUAUAUACCAAUGGUUCAGAGUAUUUCAAUGGAGAAAAAUAUUAAUGGUGCCUUUAAUUUCCAUUUGAUGUGCUUAAGGGAACUGCAUCAUGACUCUGGUCCAUAUAUUCAUAAUUUUCUUCUCGCUGUUGGCGUUUCUACCUGACCCUUAAAACAAAAGAAUCCACCAGCACUAUGGAUUACCUAUAUACCUGUAUGAACUACUCACUGUAAGCUCAAUACAAUGGUAUUCUACUGAAUCUGCGAUAUUGCUUAUGUGUUCAAGUGCAUGUCAUUUCUCCCCAUUUACAUGAAUGCAGUCAUAGUCUACUUACAGAGGUGCAUACAACAAAGUAUUUAGUGUUCACCUAACACAGCACCAACAUUUUAUACACUAUUUCAAGAUUUCCAUACUCACUUUUGGUUGACUCAAAUGGUAAAAUAAAAUGUAUUAUUUAGUA
Messenger RNA from Oncorhynchus mykiss (rainbow trout), 2460 nucleotides. RefSeq names its product pro-neuregulin-1, membrane-bound isoform. Lineage: Eukaryota; Metazoa; Chordata; Actinopteri; Salmoniformes; Salmonidae. Gene Ontology annotation, molecular function: protein tyrosine kinase activator activity; chemorepellent activity. The record is from RefSeq and is a predicted model, not a curated record. Gene Ontology annotation, biological process: cell differentiation; activation of transmembrane receptor protein tyrosine kinase activity; nervous system development.